Molecule: messenger RNA, 1488 nt
Organism: Saccostrea echinata
Lineage: Eukaryota; Metazoa; Mollusca; Bivalvia; Ostreida; Ostreidae
Exons: 1
Coding region: 1-1488 (495 amino acids)
Source: RefSeq, a predicted model, not a curated record
AUGUCACAAAAUAAGACAUGUCAUGCAGAGGAUGGAACCAAUUUCUUCUGUUUUCCUUGUCAAAAAUUAAUAUGUGGGGAAUCUCUCAAAGAGCAUUCCAAUCACGUGAGCGAAGAUGUGCAAUCUUUACUACAAAAUACUCUAGAAAGACUACCAUCCCUCAUCGACCAGGGAGUGUCCAUUAUUCCGGAUCUGAAAAACCAAAUCGAGCAGAUUGACACACAGACAGAAAAGGUGGAACAAGACGUAUCGCUUCUUCGAAAAGAAAUCGAAAUUAGGUAUCAUUUAAUUGAGACCAAACUAAGGGAGUAUCACCAAAUGAUUUGCCAGGAAGUAGACGGGUUUGUUGAAAAUGUCAAGAAGAGUGGUGAUACAAAGAAAGAGGAUAUUAAGAAUAAAAUAAAAUUGAUAGAAGAUGCUCAGCGACGUUACAAUGCUGAUGAUAUUUGUGAGAUCUGUGACGCGUUACAAAUUGAAAACAAUUGUAUGAGAUUAGUUGACAAUAUCAAACAAUAUCCUAAUAUCAUGAAAAGUACUCAUACAAAUGUUCCGGAGCUCGAGUUUGAUGUCACCGAGGAUGAUAUGACAAAAAUGAUUGGUACAAUGUACGGUAAUAUUCGAUUUGAUCUUGGAAGCAAAAAACAGAUAUCUACCGAUAUGAAAGAUAAAAAACAACUAAAGGUACAUGUCGAAACAAAACUUGCAUUUCCUGCCCUUCCGGUUCGAUCUGGUCACAAGGUAUCUGGAAUUAUUCAAACAAGCGUCAACGACGUCAUUGUAGGAUAUUCUACAAACAAGGUUUUACAUUACUACGAUAGAAAUGCCAAAAGGCAGAAAUCAAGAGAAUUGCCAUUUUAUGCUCAGAGCAUGACAACGACAAUUACCGGAGAGGUUAUUGCUUCUGAAAGUAAGGGAUCCAGAAUCAUGAAAAUAGACGGUGAAAAUGUCAGUAUGUUGUUCGAUGCCUCACCCUAUCCAACGUUUGGUGUCCUGUGUUCACACAAUUCCAAAACUAUAUAUGUUUGUUGUCGAUCAGACAACAAUGGUUUUGUUUAUGUCCUAUCAAUAGAUGGAAAACUAGCAAAAAUAAUAUCUCAAUGUACUGGUGGCCAGCGCCUAUUCAGAAAACCAUACAGAAUUGCAGAGAGUCCCUCGCGGUGUACAUUAUACGUAACUGAUUCAGGAUUGAAGAAUGUAAUUGCAAUUGACAAAUACAAUGUCUGUAUAUUCAGAUACAAUGGCGGCCCUGAAAGCAAUAACUUCAUCCCAGUUGAUGUUAAGUUCUGUGACCAUGAUAACACGCUCUUGGUCUCCAACUGGAAAGGCAAUAGCGUCCAUCAAUUGACUGAGGAAGGUCAAUUCCGAUCUCUGGUUAUUUCUCAGAAAGAUAACAUUCUUUAUCCUACCAUGCUGUUGGUGGAUUGUUUGAGAAGAAUCUGGAUUUCACAUAAGGAGAAGAUCAGUGUUGUAAAAUACAUAGUAAAGUGA